Cydia strobilella is the source of this 569-nucleotide messenger RNA. RefSeq names its product bolA-like protein DDB_G0274169. The coding region runs from base 80 to 475 and encodes 131 amino acids. NCBI's taxonomy places the organism in Eukaryota, Metazoa, Arthropoda, Insecta, Lepidoptera, Tortricidae. The record is from RefSeq and is a predicted model, not a curated record. The transcript is spliced from 3 exons. Gene Ontology annotation, cellular component: mitochondrion.
UAUACGUUGAUAUUGUUGACAACUAUCACAAAAAUAUCGAAAUAUUGUUUACACUUAAAAACAAAAACAAAAAAUACUUAUGAUCGUGAACAACCUUUUGAUCAAAACAUUGCGGGCGGCAACGCUUUCAGGCACUUACAUAUUAGCUAGAAAUAUGUCCGGGGUUGUGGAAAAUACAAUCAGAAACAAGCUACAAACUUCUUUAGGAACCAAGCACCUCGAAAUUAUCAAUGAGUCCUACAUGCACAACGUGCCGAAAGACGCGGAGACGCAUUUCAAAGUUGUUGUAGUGUCUGAUAAAUUCGAUGGAUUGCCGUUGAUAAAGCGCCAUAGACUAGUGAAUGACAUAUUAAAGGAGGAGUUGCAGACUGGUGUCCAUGCUUUGUCCAUAGUAGCAAAAACUCCAGAGCAAUGGGACAGCAGCGACAAGGUGGUUGAGAGCAGCCCUAACUGUAAAGGAGGAUUUGGAAAAUGAUUGUAUUAAUCUUCCAUAUAUAGUCAUAAUAAAUAUUGUUAAAAUAGUAUGUAGGUCGGUACGUGUAUUAUUAAAAGUCUGUAAAGAAAUAAAA